AUGGAUACCAACCUUGCCCUCGUUCAUGGCGCCAAAGAGCCUCAGCUAUGCCUAAAAACCAUGAGAGACCUCAUAGAUGACCAGGCUGCUCAAUAUGGUGAUCGUCCUGCAGUAAUCUUUCCGUGGCAAUCUGUCCGACUGUCGUAUCGCCAAUUGGCAGAUCGAAGCAAGGUCCUAGCCAAGGCAAUGCUUGAGAUGGGACUCCAGCAUGGUGACUGCGUGGGCAUCAUGGCAGGGAACUGCUACCAGUACAUCGAGGUUUUCCUUGGCGGUGCUCGCAUCGGGUGCCCGGUCGUGGUACUGAACAAUACAUACACAUCCGCUGAGCUGCUGAAUGCAGUGAAGAAUAGUUCAUGCAAGCUUAUUUUCCAUUCAACGUCCAUCGGCUCUCGAAGCUUGAUGGGCCAUAUCGACACCUUGCAAGGGACACAGUACCCAAAUCCGGCGCUACCUGAAUUGCAACGGAUUGUUUCGCUCGGUUCAGAGGCAUUCUCGGACAAAGGUGUUGAAGUUCAGUCCUAUAACAAGUUUACCUCGAAUGGUCUUUCGGUGUUCAUGAACAAUGCUACACUCGAGCGCGCAGAGAGAAAGGUUACUCGGGAGGAUGUGGUCAAUCUACAAUUUACGUCCGGGACUACGGGUUCUCCCAAGGCUGCAAUGCUCACACAUUCGAAUCUCAUCAAUAAUGCACAAUUCAUCGGAGGAGCAAUGCAACUUACUCCAGACGAUGUCAUCUGCUGCCCGCCCCCGAUGUUCCAUUGCUUUGGACUUGUUCUGGGAUUCCUCUCGUCCUUCUACCGUGGAAGCUCCAUCGUAUUUCCAUCUGAUUUCUUCGACGUCAAGAAGGUGGUGAAUGCCAUUAUCGACGAAGAUGCCACAGUCCUCCUCGGUGUCCCAACUAUGUACGUCGCCGAACUGGAAGUGAUGGCCAAGACUGGACAGCGGCCUCGUCGGCUCCGGACCGGACUCGCAUCAGGCUCAUCAGUAUCUCAAAAUCUGAUGGAACAGCUGCGAGAGACGAUGGGCGUUGAAAAAAUGCUGAUCGCCUACGGUAUGACGGAGACCAGUCCAGUUAGCUUCAUUACCUCGUUGGACGACAGUGAUGAAAAGAGGACGACGACAGUCGGUCGCUUGAUUCCACACACGGCUGCCAAAGUCAUUGAUCAGAAGGGUACGAUACUGUCUCGAGGGCAACGGGGUGAGUUGUGUACUAGUGGCUUUGUGUUGCAGAAGGGGUACUGGAGGAACGAAGCAAAGACCCAAGAGGUGAUGCGAAGAGACGAGAACGGUGUUUUGUGGAUGCACACUGGAGACGAAGCCAUGAUCGAUGCGGAUGGGUAUGCCCAUAUCACUGGUCGGAUCAAAGAUCUUAUCAUUCGAGGCGGCGAGAACAUCUUCCCACGGGAGAUCGAAGAGCGACUCAUGUCUCACCCUGCCAUUUCCGAGGCCAGUGUGGUUGGCAUCAAAGAUGAGCGAUAUGGUGAAGUAGUCGGCUGUUUCUUGAAGAUCUCUGGGGAGCAUAGGCCUACCAACCGAGAGAUCCAGCAGUUUGUCGGGGAGAAGCUGGGCCGACAUAAGACUCCUGCUCAUAUAUUCUGGCUCGGAGACGCAGGAGUAGGGGCUGACUUCCCCAAGACGGGGAGUGGCAAGCAUCAGAAGCAUAUAAUGCGGGAUGUUGGCAACCGGUUGAUAGGCAUUCCCAAGGCGAAACUCUAG
Molecule: messenger RNA, 1716 nt
Organism: Penicillium olsonii
Lineage: Eukaryota; Fungi; Ascomycota; Eurotiomycetes; Eurotiales; Aspergillaceae
Source: the annotation of a GenBank genome assembly